Piliocolobus tephrosceles (Ugandan red Colobus) is the source of this 1839-nucleotide messenger RNA. RefSeq names its product sperm associated antigen 5 (gene SPAG5). The record is from RefSeq and is a predicted model, not a curated record. Bases 340 to 1839 code for a protein of 499 amino acids. Gene Ontology annotation, biological process: cell division; regulation of attachment of spindle microtubules to kinetochore. The transcript has 4 exons. Lineage: Eukaryota; Metazoa; Chordata; Mammalia; Primates; Cercopithecidae.
CAGGAGGGAUGGACUCCUGGACUCCCCAGCUACCUGCGGGGUCCUUCCCGGUGUGAGGACACAAGACCUGUCCUGGGCCGGGCCCGCAUCCAGCCCUACAGUCGGUGUCUGCGGUGAGGGCUAGGUCAGCGGAAAGCGCGUGACAACCCACGGGCAGGCAGGGCCGGGGGCGUGGUCAACGUGGGCCACGCCCCCCGCCCCCGGGCCCCGGCGCCGAGAGGACGCGCCCGCCUGAAGCAGCCAAUUGGGAAGCGCAGAGCAGGUUCAAACACAGACGGCGGGUGAACGUGGCGUCCUCGACUUGGUCCGAGAUGUGAUCGGCCUGCCUUCUGGCUGAAGAUGUGGCGGGUGAAAAAACUGAGCCUUAGCCUGUCGCCUUCGCCCCAGACGGGAAAACCAGCUAUGAGAACUCCUCUCCGCGAACUUAUCCUGCAGCCCGGUGCCCUCACCAACUCUGGAAAAAGGCCCCCCGCUUGCUCCUCGCUGACCCCAUCACUGUGCAAGCUGGGGCUGCAGGAAGGCAGCAACAGCUCAUCUCCAGUGGAUUUUGUAAAUGCCAAGAGAACAGACUUCCCUUCAGAACAUUUCAGUCAUUCCUCAAAGUGGCUAGAAGCCUGUCAGCAUGAAUCAGAUGAGCAGCCUCUAGAUCCAGUUCCCCAAACUAGCUCUACUCCUAAAACGUCUGAGGAAGCAGUAGACCCACUGGACAACUAUGUGGUUAAAACCAUCGUCCUUGUACCAUCUCCACUGGGGCAGCAGCAAGACAUGACAUUUGAGGCCCAUUUAGAUACCAUGGCAGAGACAAACAGCAUAUCUUUAAAUGAACCUUUGAGAACAGGAGAUCUGGUGAGAGAGGAGGUGGCACCCUGCAUGGAAGACAGGUUUUCAGAAGUUGUUGCUGCUGUAUCUGAGAAACUUAUCUUUGAGGAAUCUCCGUCCCAUCUCUUAGAGUCUCCACCAAAUCCCUCUUCUGAACAACUACAUUGCUCCAAGGAAAGCCUGAGGGACAGUAGGACUGAGGCUGUGCCUGAGGACUUAGUACCUUCUGAAAGUAACGCCUUCUUGCCUUCCUCUGUUCUCUGGCUUUCCCCUUCAACUGCCUUGGCAGCAGAUUUCCCUGUCAAUCAUGUUGACCCAGAGGAGGAAAUUGUAGAGCAUGGAGCUAUGGAGGAAAGAGAAAUGAGCUUUCCUACACACCCUAAGGAGUUUGAAUCAGAAGAUCAAGCAAUUGUCUCAAAUGUGGAAGAUAUUCUGUCUGCAUGCCUGACACCAAAUCUAGUAGAAAUGGAAUCCCAAGCAGCUCCAGGCCCAGCAGUAGAAGAUGUUGGUAGGAUUCUUGGCUCUGAUACAGAGUCUUGGAUGUCCCCACUGGCCUGGCUGGAAAAAGGUGUAAAUACCUCCGUCAUGCUGGAAAAUCUCCGCCAAAGCUUAUCCAUUCCCUCGAUGCUUCGGGAUGCUGCAAUUGGCACUACCCCUUUCUCUACUUGCUCAGUGGGGACUUGGUUUACUCCCUCAGCGCCACAGGAAAAGAGUACAAACACAUCCCAGACAGGCCUGGUUGGCACCAAGGACAGUACUUCUGAGACAGAGCAGCUCCUGUGUGGCCGGCCUCCAGAUCUGACUGCCUUGUCUCGACAUGACUUGGAAGAUAACCUGCUGAGCUCUCUUGUCAUUCUGGAGGUUCUCUCCCGCCAGCUUCGGGACUGGAAGAGCCAGCUGGCUGUCCCUCACCCAGAAACCCAGGACAGUAGUACACAGACUGACACAUCUCACAGUGGGGUAAGAAGGUUCCUUUCAAAGCUUGAAGGAUCCCAGUGGGCUCUCUUCCUUGGAAUUUAA